Messenger RNA from Galdieria sulphuraria, 621 nucleotides. RefSeq names its product 40S ribosomal protein S1e. The coding region runs from base 130 to 561 and encodes 143 amino acids. The record is from RefSeq and is a predicted model, not a curated record. The transcript has a single exon. Gene Ontology annotation, cellular component: cytosolic small ribosomal subunit. Gene Ontology annotation, molecular function: RNA binding; structural constituent of ribosome. Lineage: Eukaryota; Rhodophyta; Bangiophyceae; Galdieriales; Galdieriaceae.
AACUUUAGAGUACUUCAUGAGGCGACUGCUACAAGGAAAUGACCCAGUCGCUAUAGAAGAAAAAGUAAAGGAUAUCCUUUAUCAACAAAUGCGAAUUGAAUUCGACGGCGUCGAAUUAGAAUUGGAGUCAUGUUGAUACCUAAGAAGAACCGUAACGCAGUUUACUCGUUUAUCUUGUCAAGUGGAGUAAUAGUGGUAAAAAAGGACACACACGCUAAAAAGCACCUGCAGCUUGACGUUCCCAACCUUGAAGUUAUGAAGAUUUGUCAGAGUCUUACCUCCCGUGGGUACUUGAAGGAACAGUUCAGUUGGGGUUAUUUCUACUACAUUCUUACUGAUAAUGGAAUUGAUUACUUGCGCCGUUAUUUGAAUCUUCCAGUGGAAAUCGUUCCGGAAACUCUAAAGAAACCAACAAGACCGCCAGGUGUUCGCCCUUCGUCGUUUCCACAAGAGGGUCAGGAAAAGAGACUGGCACCGGGUAGAGGUGACUUCCGACCCGAGUUUCGAGGAGGUUUUGGCAGAGGAAAAGGAGAAUAUCGUAUAGGUGAAAGUGGUCAGUAAGGAACUAUCAGAGGCAACUAUAAAGCUGUUCAAUUUUCGACCUGCUUUUGUUAUUUUUCU